AUGACACCAACCAACCUUCCAAAAAUUAUCUACGGCACUGCCUGGAAAAAAGAGCAAACGAAAGCACUGGUCAUUCAGGCUAUUCAACAGGGAUUCCGAGGGAUUGACACUGCUUGCCAGCCUAAACACUAUCGCGAAGAUCUGGUAGGCGAAGCACUAGCUGAGUUGUAUGAGAAAAACCAAGUGACUCGAGAAGACAUUUUUGUUCAAACCAAGUAUACUCCUAUCGGAGGUCAUGAUCGUUCCCAACCAAUUCCAUACGAUCCCUCAGUGCCUAUCCCAGUUCAGAUUCGCACCUCCCUACAAAAAUCUUUAUCCAAUUUAAGGACUGCCUGGCUCGACAGUUACUUGCUUCAUUCUCCUCUGGAGACUACCAGCCAUACCAAAGAAGCUUGGAAUACAUUGUGCGAUCUCAGGAAAGAAGGCUUGGUCCGACGAAUCGGGGUUUCUAAUACGUACGAUGUCCAGGCCCUGGAGCUUUUGCAAUCAAUUGGGGAGGUAGAUGUUGUACAGAAUCGGUGGUACGAAGGAAACGCUUGGGAUGCUCAAGUGCAUAAAUAUUGUUUGGAAAAUAAGAUUGCUUACCAGUCGUUCUGGACACUGACAGGAAGCCCGUCGUUAUACCGGCACCCCUUGAUUACCAACAUUGCACACAGCCAAAAUGCCACCAACGCUCAGGUUGUUUAUAAAUUCGUACAGUCAUUAGGUAUUAUCCCUUUGGCAGGAAGCACCAACGCACAACAUAUGAAGGAUGGCCUGGAGUCAGACGAAAUUAGCCUUCACGAGCACCUCGAUAGUCUCAAGGGAUUGGUUGGACAUUAG
This is a messenger RNA of Rhizoctonia solani, 822 nucleotides long. Its product is annotated as aldo/keto reductase family protein. The record is from RefSeq and is a predicted model, not a curated record. Gene Ontology annotation, molecular function: oxidoreductase activity. NCBI's taxonomy places the organism in Eukaryota, Fungi, Basidiomycota, Agaricomycetes, Cantharellales, Ceratobasidiaceae. The transcript has 6 exons. Bases 1 to 822 code for a protein of 273 amino acids.